AUGGAAACUCUCAAAACCAUCCUGCCUUCAGUAUAUCCCGACAUCAGGAAGAGGCCUUGUAUACUUGAAAGGUUUUUCGACAUUGCUCGCGAUGCAAACCCCAUUCUUGACAAAGAAAGGUUUCUCCAGGACUACCGUAGAUCAUUGUGCAGCCCGGAACUGGUUUCUGCAAUUGCCCUGAUUACAGCAAAGCUCAUAGGGAGGGAACAAUUCAGCCAUGCUCUAGGACUGGAUACUAGUAUCGAAAGAAUGCUUAGCUCAAGUCUGCUGGAGGAGGAGAUUGUUGGAGAUUUUCCGUCCCUUGAUCAAUUCCGCAAAGCAUGCAUUCUUGCAUUCUACGAGUUCCAUCAAUUCCCUGGCAACCAGUCGUGGAUGCGGGUGGGAAAGUUAACACGCAUGGCUUAUCGGAUCGGGCUUGACCGCCUCGAAGUACUUCGUGUGCGAUAUGAUGAGUGGAAGACAGUUAGCUAUGAGGAUAUCCAGGAAUGGCGGUCGAUAUGGUGGUGCAUUUAUCGGCUGGAUGCGUACUCGAAUCUUUCAUCAGGAACACCGUUUUUGAUUGAAGAUAGCCUGAUCGAUACUUCACUAGUGGUGGGGAAGCAGAUAUUGGAUGACGAACAGCCCCCAGAACUAUACGUGUCACAACAGGUCAACAGUCUGUGGAGAUUAGUUCCUGCGAUUACAGCACACCCAGAAACAAUGGUUCCCAAUAUCCAUAAUAUCACCAUCGCCGCCGUCCGUCAGAUGGGACUUGUUACACGGCUACAUUUCUUACGGCCACGAGAGGAGACUUUAUUCCAUUUAGCCACCGUUUCACAACACUUGUCAGAGUUUCGUAUGUCCCUCCCUCCCGGAUGGCUAAAUCCCAGACGCAAUGCCUUCACCGCCGAGUCUCAAGCCAGCCAUCACGAGCGGAUGGUCUCCGUUCUUCUACUGCUGAUGGCACAAUUGCUACUCUCGAUACUCCACUGCGCGGCUUCUCAGGGCAAUGAUUGGCUGGUAAAUUGGCAGCGAGUAUACCAGACAUGUCAGGAUAUUGCCUUGGUUGCCGAACAGUGGGAUAGCUCUUUUUGCCUCAAGGUGGAUCCGGCCAUCUGCCUCACAACCCUCACUGCUCUUGUGUUUCUUGAGCUUCAUCGAAAGUCGGCGACAACAAACGUGUUUAAUAUCGAUUCCGAGAUUGACCACGAGAAGACUGUUCUGUAUCUUCAGCUUGAGCAGUUUGCCAGUGUUUGGACACUUCCCAGGCUUUUGAUCCUCUCAUUCAAGAGCUUCAGCGAAUCGGUUCCUGGUCCGCUGUCAAAUAGUCAAAUUUCGUUGAUACUGUCUCGUUUUGAGGCACCGCUACACCCACGGUGGCUGCAGUUUCUUUCGUCGGCGCAAGUCAUUUUGGAUGCUGCUGCGUGA
Messenger RNA from Aspergillus sclerotioniger CBS 115572, 1407 nucleotides. RefSeq names its product transcription factor domain-containing protein. Bases 1 to 1407 code for a protein of 468 amino acids. The record is from RefSeq and is a predicted model, not a curated record. Gene Ontology annotation, biological process: DNA-templated transcription. The transcript is spliced from 3 exons. Lineage: Eukaryota; Fungi; Ascomycota; Eurotiomycetes; Eurotiales; Aspergillaceae. Gene Ontology annotation, cellular component: nucleus. Gene Ontology annotation, molecular function: DNA binding; zinc ion binding.